Messenger RNA from Triticum dicoccoides, 993 nucleotides. Its product is annotated as very-long-chain (3R)-3-hydroxyacyl-CoA dehydratase PASTICCINO 2A-like. Gene Ontology annotation, biological process: very long-chain fatty acid biosynthetic process; fatty acid elongation; sphingolipid biosynthetic process. The transcript is spliced from 9 exons. Bases 46 to 714 code for a protein of 222 amino acids. NCBI's taxonomy places the organism in Eukaryota, Viridiplantae, Streptophyta, Magnoliopsida, Poales, Poaceae. Gene Ontology annotation, cellular component: endoplasmic reticulum membrane. Gene Ontology annotation, molecular function: 3-hydroxyacyl-CoA dehydratase activity. The record is from RefSeq and is a predicted model, not a curated record.
CAAUCCCCCCUAGCAGUUCGACCGCAGCAGCUCUCUCCGCAGUUAAUGGCGACCGCCGCGUCCGGGACGGCGCUCCGGCGGCUCUACCUCUCCGCCUACAACUGGGUCGUCUUCUUCGGAUGGGCGCAGGUGAUGUGCUACGCGGCCUCGGCGCUGCUGGAGAGCGGCCACGAGGCCGUCUACGCCGCCGUCGAGCGGCCGCUGCAGUUCGCGCAGACCGCAGCCUUCAUGGAGAUUCUGCAUUCGAUUCUAGGGUUUGUGAGGUCUCCGAUCUCGACAACUCUCCCACAAAUCACUGGAAGAUUGUACAUCACAUGGGGCAUCUUGUGGAGCUUUCAUGAGGCGCAGUCUCAUAUUCUUCUAACUUCAUUGAUCAUAAGCUGGUCUAUCACUGAGGUCAUUCGAUAUUUUUUCUUUGGUAUGAAGGAGACAUUUGGGGUUGCACCUUACUGGCUCCUAUGGCUUAGGUAUAGCACCUUUCUGGUGUUCUAUCCUACCGGCAUCGUAAGCGAGGUUGGCCUGAUCUUAGUUGCCAUGCCUUUUAUGAAGACAUCAAGGAAAUAUUUUAUGAUGCCUAAUAAAUGGAAUUUCUCCUUCAACUACCACUAUGAAUUGGCUCUUGUCACAGCUCUAAUCAUACCAGGAUUUCCAUACUUGUUCCGUUAUAUGGUGGCUAAGCGGAAGAAGGUCUUGUCGGCGGCAAAAACGGCAUGAUACUGCAAUUGCUUCUUGACCAAUCAUGUUGAGACAGAUGGAAUGUAGAAUGCUAGAAUAUACUCUCUCUGUAAACUAAUAUAAGAUCAUUUAGAUAACUACUUUAGUGAUCUAAACGAUCUUAUAUUAAUUUACAGAGGGAGUACUCUUUAAAUCUUGAAUCGUGUUUUGUGUCAUUCAUUGAUCAUUAGCUUCAAACUUGCUUGGUAUCUCGUACUUGUAAUCUCCGGUUUGAAUUAUUCUCAAUCCUUUUCAGCAAUAAAUGGUACAUUGUAACAA